Molecule: messenger RNA, 798 nt
Organism: Penicillium canescens
Lineage: Eukaryota; Fungi; Ascomycota; Eurotiomycetes; Eurotiales; Aspergillaceae
Product: putative pyroglutamyl peptidase type I
Exons: 2
Coding region: 1-798 (265 amino acids)
Biological process (GO): proteolysis
Source: RefSeq, a predicted model, not a curated record
AUGGGUGACUACGGAACAGCUGUUCCACCCUUGCGCUCCACUCGAGCCAGGAAUCCACCGCAGCCCUCGGCUUCUGCCAACGAGAUAUCCGUCCUAAUAACUGGAUUUGGGCCCUUCAAGACAAACCUUGUCAACGCCUCAUAUCUGAUCGCCUCUUCCCUCCCGUCGUCUUUCAUCUUCCCAUCUAAAGACCAGGACACGGACCCGCGUCGAGUGUCCCUCCAUGUUCACUCUACACCUAUUUCAGUGGCUUACGCCACAGUCCGGGAGACCCUCCCUUUAAUUCUGGAGGAGUUCGCUGCUUCCCAUGGUGGCCGAAGACCCGACCUCAUCGUCCAUAUUGGCAUAGCCUCUCCACGGCCAUACUAUUCAGUUGAAACCUUGGCUCACCGCGAUGACUAUAACAUCACCGAUGUCGAGGGCCGCUCUGGGUAUCUCGAUGGCGAGAAGCGGUGGAGAGAACUGGGCCUCCCACCCAUUUUGACACCUGGUUGUGUGACUGAUGACCCGACCUCUGCCUCGCCCUACCAGCCCGAUGAACAUUUCUUGGACACGUGGCAGUCCUUUGCUCCGGAGUCGGAUCUUCGGCUCUCUAAGGAUGCAGGACACUAUCUAUGUGACUUUAUCUUCUAUACCAGCAUGUCUUUGGCGUUGCUUGAGGGUCACGACCGUAAUGUCCUCUUUCUUCAUGUACCCGGCGCAUCCGAAGAUGCCAAUAUCGAACAAGGGCGCGUGGUCACCCUUGCUCUCAUCAAGACUAUGGUCUCUUGCUGGCUCGACAAGAAGCGUCCUGCAUGA